AGAGGACACGUAACGGGACUGCCUGAGUCUGACCGGAGGAGACAGACAGACAGAGGACCGGGUUAGCGGGGACAGAGCAGACACAGCAGGACCAGGACCACUCUCACCGGAUACUUCCUGUACACAGAAGGCCUGAAACUAUUGAUUCCUGCACAGAGUUGAUACAGAAGACCAAAUAUAGAAAUGGUGUUCAGAGGCACAAUAACAGAUGCUCCGGACUUUGAUGCCGCCGCUGAUGCAGAGACACUUUACAAUGCUAUGAAAGGCUUCGGUAGUGAUAAAGAAGCCAUAUUGGACCUGGUCACCUCAAGAAGCAAUGCACAGAGACAGGAGAUCACCGCAGCAUACAAAUCAAGCUUUGGACAGGACCUGAUUGAGGAUCUGAAGUACGAGCUGACAGGGAAGUUUGAACGUCUCAUCGUCAGUCUCAUGAGAACCCCAGCCUACCAUGAUGCCAAAGAAAUCAAUGAUGCAGUCAAAGGAACUGGAACGGAUGAAAGAUGCCUUAUUGAAGUCCUGGCAUCUAGAAACAACACACAGAUCCAUGACAUGGUUGCAGCGUACAAGGACUCUUAUGGCAGAGACAUGGAGGAGGAUGUAAUCGCAGACACGUCAGGUCACUUUAAGAAGAUGCUGGUUGUCUUACUUCAGGGGACCAGAGAUGAGUCAGGAGUGGUGGAUGCAGACUUGGUGGAGCAGGAUGCACAAGAUCUGUACGCAGCCGGAGAAGAGCAGUGGGGGACAGACGAGGCUAAAUUCAUCAUGAUCCUGGGAAGCCGCAGUGUGACCCACCUGCGCAUGGUUUUUGAUGAAUUCGAGAAGAUUGCAGAGAUGACCAUAGAGGACAGCAUAAAGCGUGAGUUGUCUGGAGACUUUGAGAGGCUGAUGCUGGCUGUUGUCCACUCCAUAAGGUGCGUUCCCAUGUUCUUUGCCAAGCGCCUUUACAAGUCAAUGAAGGGUCUUGGUACAGCGGACAACACCCUGAUCAGGAUCAUGAUUUCUCGCUCUCAAAUAGACAUGUUGGACAUUCGAGAGUGUUUCCGUUUAGCGUAUGAAAAAUCACUUUAUAACAUGAUUCAGGAUGACACAUCAGGGGAUUACAAGAGGACUCUGCUUAAACUGUGUGGAGGAGAUGAUGACUUAGCUGGAGAGUUCUUCCCUGAAGCUGCUCAGAUAGCCUACAAGAUGUGGGAACAAAGUUCCAUGACCAAAGUCCAGCUAAGGCCAACAAUCCGCCCUGCAUCCAGUUUUGACCCUGCUGCUGAUGCCCAAGCACUGAGGAAAGCUAUGAAGGGAUUCGGAACAGACGAAGAUGCAAUCAUUGACAUUGUCGCACAAAGAAGCAACGCUCAGAGGCAAGAGAUCAGACAGGCCUUCAAAUCUCUACUGGGAAGGGACCUGAUGAAGGACCUGAAGUCUGAGCUGUCAAAGAACCUAGAGAGGCUGAUCAUCGGCCUCAUGCUGACACCUGCAGAGUUUAAUGCCAAAAUGAUGAGGAAGGCAAUGGAGGGGGCUGGGACAGAUGAACACGCUCUGAUUGAGAUCCUGGUCAGCAGGAGCAAUGAGGAAAUUCAUGCCAUGAAUGCUGCUUAUCAGGAUGCCUAUAAGAAGUCUUUGGAGGACGCCAUUCACUCAGAAACAUCAGGCCAUUUCUGCCGCAUCCUCGUUUCUCUCGUGCAGGGUGCACGAGAGGAGGGCCCUGCAGAUAUGGAAAGAGCUAAUGCAGAUGCUCAGGAGCUUGCCGAUGCAUGCAAUGCUGACUCUGAUGACAUGGAGAUGAAGUUCAUGAGUAUUCUGUGCACCAGAAGCUUCCCCCAUCUUAGGAAAGUGUUCCAGGAGUUUGUCCGGUGCAGCAACAAAGACAUUGAACAAAUCAUCAAGAAGGAGAUGUCGGGAGAUGUCAAACAGGCCUUUUACGCAAUCGUUCGCAGUGUAAAGAACCAGCCCUCUUAUUUUGCAGACCGUCUGUACAAAGCCAUGAAGGGUCUUGGUACAGACGACAGAGCGCUGAUCCGCAUCAUGGUGUCCCGUAGCGAGGUCGACCUUUUCAACAUUCGUAAAGAGUUUAAGGAAACUCAUGAUGUUUCCCUCCAUGAAUUCAUCCAGGUAGAAACUAUGAUCGGCGACACCUCAGGAGACUACCGUAAAACCCUGCUGCUGCUCUGUGGAGGGGAAGAUUAAACUUGUCAAGUCCCUGCAGCUCCGUUCACAGGCUUCAAUGAAAAACCACGAGACGAGCCUGAUGACAGAGUGAAAGUGCAGCGGUUAACGUCAGUAUCUGUUGUCACUGUCCCUAAACUGCUGCCACUCCUCAGCCAAACCAAGUGACCUAUGACUUCCCAGCCUUUCAAGCCAGUUUUCUGCUCUCAUGUCUGAUUGUCAUGUCCGCCAGGAUGUCUCUCUCUCUCUCUCUUUUUUUUUUUUUUUUUUAACAUAUAACAUUAAGAUGUUAACAUCAGUGUAGAUAGGUGCUUCACAUGUACAGUUCGAAAUUAACAAGUCAAAUAGUGCCUUAAGUUAGCAGGCCGUCCAAUGAUUACUGUGACUUUAAGGUAUCAUAAACCUUCAAUAAAAUGAUUAAAACACACAAAUAAAA
This is a messenger RNA of Centropristis striata (black sea bass), 2596 nucleotides long. RefSeq names its product annexin A6 (gene anxa6). Gene Ontology annotation, molecular function: ligand-gated monoatomic ion channel activity; GTP binding; calcium channel activity. The coding region runs from base 184 to 2181 and encodes 665 amino acids. The transcript has 24 exons. Gene Ontology annotation, biological process: regulation of muscle contraction; mitochondrial calcium ion homeostasis; neural crest cell migration. The record is from RefSeq and is a predicted model, not a curated record. Lineage: Eukaryota; Metazoa; Chordata; Actinopteri; Perciformes; Serranidae. Gene Ontology annotation, cellular component: cytoplasm; focal adhesion.